Messenger RNA from Merops nubicus (carmine bee-eater), 971 nucleotides. It is a transcript of the gene CLPB, whose product is annotated as ClpB caseinolytic peptidase B homolog (E. coli). The transcript has 8 exons. Gene Ontology annotation, biological process: cellular response to heat. Lineage: Eukaryota; Metazoa; Chordata; Aves; Coraciiformes; Meropidae. Gene Ontology annotation, molecular function: ATP hydrolysis activity; ATP binding. The record is from RefSeq and is a predicted model, not a curated record. Gene Ontology annotation, cellular component: cytoplasm; mitochondrion. The annotation marks the transcript as partial.
GUAAAACGGAGCUGGCCAAGCAGACAGCCAAGUACAUCCACAAGGACGUCAAAAAGGGUUUCAUCAGACUGGACAUGUCAGAGUUCCAGGAGAGACACGAGGUUGCCAAGUUUAUCGGCUCUCCACCGGGCUACGUGGGCCACGAAGAGGGUGGGCAGCUCACCAAAAAGCUCAGGCAGUGUCCGAAUGCCGUGGUGCUCUUCGACGAGGUGGACAAAGCCCACCCAGAUGUCCUCACCAUCAUGCUGCAGCUGUUUGAUGAGGGCAGGCUGACGGAUGGGAAGGGGAAGACCAUCGACUGCAAGGAUGCCAUCUUCAUCAUGACCUCCAACGUGGCGAGCGAUGAGAUCGCCCAGCACGCGCUGCAGCUCCGACAAGAGGCCAUGGAGAUGAGCAAGAACAGGAUCGCAGAGAACUUAGAGGAUGUCCAGAUGACCGACAAGAUCACCAUCUCCAAGCAGUUCAAGGAGAAGGUUAUUCGCCCCAUCUUGAAGGCUCACUUCAGGCGAGAUGAGUUCCUGGGGAGGAUCAAUGAGAUUGUCUACUUCCUCCCCUUCUGCCACUCGGAGCUCAUCCAGCUCGUCAACAAGGAGCUGAAUUUUUGGGCCAAGAAGGCCAAGGCAAGGCACAACAUCACCCUGCUCUGGGACAGGGAGGUCAUGGACGUGUUGGCUGAUGGCUACAACUUGCACUAUGGUGCCCGGUCUAUCAAACAUGAGGUGGAGCGUCGCGUCGUGAACCAGCUGGCAGCCGCCUACGAGCAGGACCUGCUGCCCAGGGGCUGCACCUUGAGGGUCACAGUGGAGGACUCAGACAAGCAGCUGCUGAAGACCCAGGAUGGUGCUUCCAGCAGUGCAGAGAAGGCCAGGACACCGACGCUGCGGCUGGAGAUCGUGGAGAAGGGCAGCAAGUCCCGAAAGCUGGACAUCCAGGCACCCCUGAACCCCGAGAACAUUUCCUACCUCUUGUAG